CUGGAAGUUUUGGUGCGGGAUCGCUGGCACAAAGUUCUGGUGAACUUGAGCGAGGACGCCCUGGUUCUGAGCAGCGAGGAGGGCGCUGCGGCGUACAACGGCAUCGGCAGCGCCACGAAUGGCUCGUUCUGCAGGGGCACCCGGCACUCGGGCGCGGGCGGCGCGCAGCCCCCUGACUCGCCGGCCGGGGUCCGCACCGCCUUCACGGACCUGCCCGAGCAGGUGCCCGAGUCCAUCUCCAACCAGAAGCGCGGCGUAAAGGUGCUGAAGCAGGAGCUGGGCGGGCUGGGCAUCAGCAUCAAGGGGGGCAAGGAGAACAAGAUGCCCAUCCUCAUCAGCAAGAUCUUCAAGGGGCUGGCGGCGGACCAGACCCAAGCCCUGUACGUGGGCGACGCCAUCCUGUCGGUGAACGGAGCCGACCUGCGGGACGCCACCCACGACGAGGCGGUGCAGGCGCUGAAGCGCGCCGGCAAGGAAGUGCUGCUGGAAGUGAAGUAUAUGCGAGAGGCCACACCCUACGUGAAGAAAGGUUCCCCAGUGUCCGAGAUUGGGUGGGAAACGCCUCCCCCCGAAUCCCCUCGGUUAGGGAGCAGCUCCUCAGACCCUCUGUCACCGUCGUCACAGUCUUUCUCCUUCCAUAGAGACCGGAAGAGCAUCCCCCUCAAAAUGUGCUACGUCACACGGAGCAUGGCCUUGGCCGACACCGAGAACAGGCAGCUCGAAGUCCACUCUCCAGAUGCUAAGCACACAGUGAUCCUUAGGAGCAAGGACUCAGCCACUGCCCAGGCCUGGUUCAGUGCUAUCCAUUCCAACGUCAGUGACCUGCUGUCCCAAGUGAUCGCCGAGGUCAGAGAGCAGCUGGGGCAAACAGGCAUUGCUGGGAGCCGAGAGAUCAGACAUCUUGGCUGGCUUGCAGAAAAGGUGCCCGGGGAGAGCGAGAGACAGUGGAAGCCAGCCCUGGUGGUACUGACUGAGAAGGACCUUUUAAUCUACGACAGCAUGCCACGGAGGAAGGAAGCCUGGUUCAACCCGGUUCACACGUACCCACUUCUCGCCACCAGGUUGGUCCAUUCAGGUCCAGGGAAAGGACUGCCUCAGACUGGUGUGGAUCUGUCCUUUGCAACACGAACCGGUACCAGGCAGGGGAUUGAGACACAUCUCUUCAGGGCCGAAAUCAGCAGGGACCUUUCUCAAUGGACAAGGAGCAUAGUCCAGGGUUGUCACAACUCAGCUGAACUCGUUACCGAAGUCAGCACAGCCUGCACUUACAAAAACCAGGAGUGCCGUUUGGCCAUACAUUACGACAACGGAUUUUCUAUUACCACUGAACCACAGGACGGUGCCUUUGCCAAGACAAUCAUACAGGCUCCGUAUGAAAAGCUGAAAAUGUCUUCAGAUGAUGGAAUCAGAAUGCUGUAUUUAGAUUUUGGAGGCAAAGAUGGAGAGAUCCAACUGGACCUUCAUUCCUGCCCCAAGCCAAUCGUUUUCAUCAUUCAUUCCUUCCUGUCAGCUAAAAUUACAAGACUGGGCUUGGUGGCCUGAACAGAGGGGUGACUUGCCUUUGCGAUGCCACCAGAAAGUGUGCCAUCAGACACCAUUUGCAGUGAGCGAUGCGCCAGAUGUCAUAUGCCACAGUCAGCUUUAGAUCCCAAGAGUCCUGCUUAACUGUCCCAGACUGCUCUGUCAAUUUCACCAACUACAAGGGGAUACCCUAGGAAAACACAAGAAAUAUCAGAAUAAAACUUGUCUUUUUAGAACAGUCAGUGGGUAAAGAGGAGAGGGUGACUGGAAGUACACAGCAUAGCUUUUGACAAUCACGGAUGUGAACAUUAGAACAGCAUGUGCAGAUGUAAAUCAUACCAGUGUCUAGGCUACUGGCUCACCCGGGUAAGCAGGGCUGGACAGACGAGAAAUGGACGUUUUCACCUCUCUCCUCCCCAGUAACAAUGACCCCUUGUUUUGUUGUGAUUUAUUUCCUACUUCUCAGUUGACUUUCGCUAGUAAGGAAAGAAAAGUACUUCAAAGGGAAACCCACCUUUUAUUUAAGUAUGAAGCAGCUGUUACUUUUUCUUAAUGAAUUAUCUUUCAAUGAUGUAGAAAGAUUCUGAAGUGUUCUCAUUAGCACAUGCUGAACAGGAAUUGAAUAAAGCCUCAGAUAAUGAUCUGAGCUGUAAGCUGGUGGAAUCUGAGCCAAAGUAGACUACUUAAAUUGAAAAGCUUUGCUGAAGAGUGGUGUGCAUGAAAGAUGCUUAAUUCUGGGCUGCACUCACACCAAGGUCUGCUAUCAUAGAGCCAAGAUAGCUUUAUUUAUAGAAAGUAAAUGAUGGAUAUAUUUUUUAAAGAUUCUCAUUUGAUAAACAUAUAUAUAACAACUCACGUGGGGUUAACUAAUUAUCCUCAUUUUGUGGUUUUCAGUGGAAGCACUAAGCAAUUUAUUGACCCUUGUUUCUGUCUGUGCUUGUAUGCAUGCAUUUUUGAACCAGUAAUAGAGCAGCCUCAUAUACUUCUGGAUGUUGCUGGGUUUUAGCUAUAGACCCAGCGUUAUAAUCAAAUCUAUUGAUAGCUUCUGCAGCUCUUUCAGAAUUCCAGGUAAAUAUAAUGACCUGAUAUUUUUCUACAAGAGUAUUUUCAGACACCAUAAAGCGUAUUACUGAUUUAAUGCUUUUAUCUUUCAAAAAAAAUUCACUCAAAAUAUACCUAUUAUUUGAUUUGGGAAUCAGUUUUCUCAAACCUUAAAAUUAGCUCUAGAAUUUCUGUAAGCAUCUGUAACCCUUCUUUCCCCUGCAGUUUAAAUAGACAAAGGUUCUGGGUUAGAUUUGUGUGUUUUUUUUUUUUUUUGAAUUGUAUUUUAGCGAAUACCUAUGCAAAGAGCUUUAAAAAGUGAAAUGGGGUUAAAGGAAUGCCAUGCUGAAAGAUUCUGAAGUGUUCUUAUAAGCAUAUGCUGAGCAGGAAUUGAAUAAAGCCAAGCUUUAGAACAUUGAUAUUUUUUCUUUUUUGGUUUCCUAUUUAAAAUGCUGAACAGUGAAGUCCCAGACUUACAAUUGUAAGGAAAGCUUUGAUGCAUUUGUAAAUUAUACUGCACUCUUUCAUUAUAUAUUUUCAAAAUCACUGGAAUGUUGUUAUACAAGAGAAUUAUACUUGUGUAUUGUAAAUAACAUGUUAAAAUACAUAUAUUAAUGCCAAUAGUUUAAUUCAACAAUAUGUAAUCUAAGGUGCUCAGUAGUACAUGAAGUAUGAGUUAAUUACUCAUAAUUAAGUUGCAAAGAUCCUAUUAUAUAUUUAUAGACAAAUUAAAAUGAUCAUAAUUACAAAUAUUAUUUCUUCAUCACUUAAGUUUUGGACUGAUUAAUAUCUGGGUGGGGAUCAACAGAAACUACAUGCUCUGCAUUUAUAAAAACUUAAUUUAAAUAUUUAUAUUUUAGAAAAAAUAUAUUUGAAUAAAAUUAAUGCAUUUUCUGAACUAAAGUGUGUUAUUAGCAAGAAACAGAAAAUUUUACUAAGAAAAUUGUAUAUAUGAAUCAUUUUAUUUUCUUCCAAGUUAGUGUAUCAUAUCAGAGUGGCUAUGAUGAAUCAAUUUUGAAUAUUCAUUCUUUUCUCAUUCUGAAUUCAACAAGUUACAAUGACUUUACACUGUAGAUCUUAAUCUUGUCUUGAUGUGUGUUAUGAAUGUUUGGAAUGACACAAACUCCUAUGUCUGGACCAUUGCCUGGGUAUAGUCGAUGAAUCAACUGGGUCAUUCUGGGAAUUUGUUUCCGCCCAGUAUGCUCUGUGCUCAGUCCAUUUCUUAUUUGAAACAAUGAAUUAUUAAAUUCACAAUGUUUGUCCCUUUAAGGGCAAACCAAUACAAACGAAUGGUUUUAAACUGUACUUAGUGGGAAGCUACCCACUUGUUAGAGACCUGGUUAGGUGAGUUCUUUGGUGUGGUUUCAAAUCUUUAGACUAUCUCAUAUGGAUUUAAAGAAGGCCAAUAGAAAAAGAUAGAUACCAAUUUUUUUUCCUGACUUGAACAAGUAGGAGAAAUAAAAUCAAACACCUAUUAAAAAAUACCCAGGCAGAGGCCAUUCAAUUAAUUCUAUCAUUUUGAUGGGAUUAAAAUGCCGAAAGAUGCAUGCUCCUUUGUCCCAAAGCUUGUUGACCCUCCUUGGCUGACGUCAGAAGGAAUGAUCUUUAAUGGUCAGAAAGAUUCUCCUAAAAUUAACAUGUGGGGCCUUUUUGGCCCUUGUUCUACAAAUAUUAGAUACUCUGUCUUGAGGGUUUGGAGUGGGGUGAGGGAGUAAUUUUUGAAUGUAUCUUGAGUUAAAAAAAAUGUGCCUAUGUUUAUAGCACCAUGGAUAUCAUGUAAAAUUUAUAUAUGACUUAAAUAAAUAUUCAGCUGAGUAUGGUGGACUGGCUGAU
Pteropus alecto (black flying fox) is the source of this 4395-nucleotide messenger RNA. It is a transcript of the gene SNTB1, whose product is annotated as syntrophin beta 1. The record is from RefSeq and is a predicted model, not a curated record. The transcript has 7 exons. Gene Ontology annotation, molecular function: protein binding; structural molecule activity. The annotation marks the transcript as partial. NCBI's taxonomy places the organism in Eukaryota, Metazoa, Chordata, Mammalia, Chiroptera, Pteropodidae. Gene Ontology annotation, cellular component: dystrophin-associated glycoprotein complex; intracellular anatomical structure; synapse.